Molecule: messenger RNA, 400 nt
Organism: Heterobasidion irregulare TC 32-1
Lineage: Eukaryota; Fungi; Basidiomycota; Agaricomycetes; Russulales; Bondarzewiaceae
Exons: 3
Coding region: 80-400 (106 amino acids)
Source: RefSeq, a predicted model, not a curated record
GUUCCAACACAGGUAUCCUUCAAUUAGACAUGAUCCUAAGACUUCUUUAAUAAUUCUUUGCCGUCACGCGGUUGUGAAUAUGCACCCUCGCGCCCACGCCGAUAGAUCUACGAGCUCUUCAACUCGCACUGGAUCACCCAAGCACCGCAUUCUGCUUUGGCCACUACGACGACUCCAUCUAGGAGGCCCUCCUCAUCGCCUGCACAUAGUCAGGUCAUCACCCAGACUAGCAUCCGUUCUAUCGACGUCUCUUAGCGGUAGCAGGACACGCUCUCCGUCUAGACUAAGCCCGACGGCAUCGACGCGCCCUUAUCUUCGAGGGCGCCGAGGUAUGGCAGCCUUUCAUCCUCGAAGCACAGCGCAUCUACCAGACUGGAUCCAGCCUCGCCUCCCUCUUUAG